This is a messenger RNA of Echinostoma caproni, 1143 nucleotides long. NCBI's taxonomy places the organism in Eukaryota, Metazoa, Platyhelminthes, Trematoda, Plagiorchiida, Echinostomatidae. The record is from the annotation of a GenBank genome assembly.
AUGCCGGAUUACUGCGUCGAUGUGUACAUGUGUUUGCUUAUGGUUAAAAGUGUGAAACGUCACUCGGCAUGUCACCAGCACCAUCAUGAACUCAGUAUACCGAAAUACAAUGACGCGAGCUCCCUUGAUACGUAUCAAACUCAAUCCUCUUCCACUGUACGUGCAACCAAUCCCAAAUCCGAUACCGUGGGUCAACAACAGCAGCAUGACCAUUCUGAAGCACCACGUUUUAUCCUCAACCACAAAACGGUAUUCACCUUGGGCUCUUCAGCAAAUGCUUGGUUGGGCAUGGGCGCGGCUCGCGGUCGCAUCUACACCAAACAUCCUGAACUGUUUCGCUAUCAAUGUGAUGCAGAGGACAAGGCAUGGCUGGUGCGCAACGGAUUACUUGCCAGUCAUGGUGUUAAGGCCUACUUGAUGCACUCGGAUCAAGUAAAACACAUUGGCCUGGUGAACGGUCGAAUUCCGUCUCCGUCCACAAACCCCAGUCAAUCGGACAGUUUACCCUCGUUCACCGUGCCAGCAUGGCUUGUACAAAAGGUUAUCACGGCGGCUGACAACGGAUCCUUUGCUGUUGAACCCGAACUGGUUGCAGCCAGUAGUCAAAACACGCCCAAAGUCUUUCCCGAUCGGCCAGCCUCGGUGGAUCACGCGAAAUCUGAUGUAGAUAAUCUCUCCUCUCGAUUAUCGGUGGAAUCCGAUGAACUCAGUAGACAUGCCUUGCAUGAUCAUUUUGUGAUAAGCACAGGGUCGAAAUCAAGGCAUUUUACAUCGUCAAACGAAGUGGACAGUGCUUCUCUUUCCGGAUCCACUCACUCUGGUUCUGGUUCCAGGCGUUCAAGUGGACCAGUGCAUGAGCCUCAUGGAAAGUUCGUUCUUGGUCGAGAUCAGGGCGUUUGGUCCGAGGACAGUCGAAUGGUCGAGUCGCGUAAAACUAAUUAUCAUAGUACAGACCAACGCAGCAAGAUCCUCAAAUGUGCAACCCGUGACAACAGUCCUGUGCGCCCUACUGUGCCACCCUCUUCCUCCACCUCCGCCUCCCGUGGCACUAAAACCAGCCAUGGGCAUGUCACUCUGGAAUAUCACUCGGGGGAAAAAUCACCAAAAAGCCCACCAACUCUAAAGCGUUUUGACUAUACAUGA